AAGUUCAGGUAUUUGUCAGUUAUCACUACUCCUGCUAAGGAUGGUUCGAAGACCCUUGUUAGUUUUCCGUUGGGUGCACCUGCCUAUUCACUUGUCACUUAUCACCUACCUCCUCACAGUGUUAGGUGAUGCCGAGGCACUGCGUCUGCGUUGUCAACUUGGUGACCUCAUAUUCUAACAACAACUUCCAUUCAAUAAUGUUCCUACUCUCUCUGUCUUAACACACACACACACAUAGAAAGAGAAAGAGAUGGGUAAGAGCGUAAGAGAAUUGGGAGUUGAAGACUUAGUGAAGGCUGGCUUAACUGCGUCAGAAGCCAACGAUUUGUACGGCGUCGUGAGGGAAAUCCUCUCCCUAUCAGCAUCCCAACCCUCAGACAUAUGGCGCCAACUUGUGAGUCGCAGAGUGUUGAAACCAUCCUACCCACAUCCCUUGCAUCAGCUUCUCUACUACUCUGUCUAUCACUCUGCUUUCCAUUCCCACCAUGCAGAUGCUCUCCCACCCCUUUAUUGGUUCCCUUCUCUAGAGCAGUCCAAACGCACCAACCUGGGUCGUCUCAUGGAAACUCACGCCCCUAAGCUUUUAGGAGCUUCCUACAAAGAUCCCAUUACUAGUUAUUCUCUCUUUCAUAGUUUCUCUGUUCAACACCCUCAGCUCUACUGGUCCCUCAUCCUCAAUGAACUCUCACUCUCCUUUGUUCAACCUCCCAACUGCAUUUUGGAUACUUCUGAUCCCUCAAAACGUGGAGGCACUUGGCUUCCCGGUUCUGUCCUCAACAUUGCCGACUGCUGCUUGCAACCCUCCUCACACCCCUACAGACCCGAUCACAGUGUCGCCAUCGUUUGGAGAGACGAGCGCUUUGAUCAUUCCGAGGUUAACCGUAUCACUCUCCAACAACUCCGACAUCAAGUCAUGUUGGUAGCAAAUGCAAUCGAUGCCACAUUCUCGAAGGGAGAUCCAAUCGCUAUUGACAUGCAGAUGACAGUCAAUGCUGUGAUUAUAUAUCUAGCCAUUGUUCUUGCAGGAUGUGUUGUUGUAUCAAUAGCUGAUAGCUUUGCACCAAAGGAAAUUGCAACUCGCCUCCGUGUUUCUAAAGCAAAGGGUAUUUUCACACAGGAUUUCAUAUCAAGAGGCGGCAGAAAAUUUCCUUUGUACAGUCGAGUCAUUGAAGCAGCUGCAUGUAAAGUUAUUGUGCUCCCAGUGAUAGGUGAUGACGUAGGAGUACAGUUAAGAGAACAGGACUUAUCAUGGAAAGGUUUUCUCUCUUCUGCCGUUUCGAAGACUAAGAACACCAGAUCAGAUCAUUACUCUCCAAUCUAUCAAUCAGUCGAUUCCGUCACUAAUAUACUAUUCUCUUCUGGAACCACAGGAGAUCCAAAAGCUAUUCCUUGGACUCAACUUGCACCAAUCCGAAGUGCUGCUGAUGGAUGGGCAGCCAUUGAUGUUCAAGCUGGAGAUGUCUAUUGCUGGCCUACAAAUUUAGGAUGGGUGAUAGGACCAACUGUAUUGUAUCAUUGUUUUCUGACUGGUGCAACUCUUGCUCUGUACCAUGGAUCUCCUCAAGGCCGUGAUUUUGGAAAAUUUGUUCAGGAUGCAGGGGUUACCAUUUUGGGAACAGUUCCGAGCUUAGUAAAAGCUUGGAAGAGUACACAGUGUAUGGAGGGCUUGGAUUGGACAAAGAUAAAGUCAUUUUGUUCCAGUGGUGAAACAUCAAAUGUUGAUGAUGAUCUAUGGCUUUCUUCAAAAGCUUAUUACAAUCCUAUCGUUGAACUGUGUGGAGGCACUGAGCUUGCAUCUAGCUACAUUGCAGGAAGUCCCCUACAGCCUCAAGCUUUUGGAACAUUUAGCACCGCAUCAAUGACAACUGGCUUUCUCAUUUUUGACGAAAAUGGAGUUCCUUAUCCAGAGGAUGUGGCUUGUGUUGGUGAGGUUGGCUUAUUUCCUCUCUCUCUGGGAGCAUCUGAUCGAUUGCUUAAUGCUGAUCAUGAGGAGGUUUACUUUAAGGGAAUGCCCAUUUAUAAAGGGAAGGUUCUUAGGAGACAUGGAGAUAUAAUCAAGAGAACGGUUGGUGGCUAUAUCAUUGUACAGGGGAGGGCUGAUGACACCAUGAAUCUUGGUGGAAUAAAGACAAGUUCCGUAGAAAUUGAGCGUGUCUGUGACAGGGCUGAUGAAUGCAUAUUGGAGACCGCUGCAGUGAGUGUUGGAACUGCAAAUAGAGGCCCAGAACAACUGGUUGUAUUUGUAGUUUUAAAGGAAGGAUACAAUUCGAAUGCAGAAACUCUGAAGUUGAAAUUCACUAAAGCCAUUCAAAGCAACCUUAAUCCUUUGUUUAAGGUAAGCCUUGUUAAAAUUGUGGCAGAGUUUCCUCGAACAUCUUCGAACAAAAUACUGAGGAGAGUAAUGAGGGAUCAAAUGAAGCGUGAGCUAUCAGUUCAGAGCAGACUUUAGUGAAACUAGUAUUUCUCAUCAGACCACGACAGAACAAGCACCAACGUUCAGUCCUCUUGGUGUGUAAUCAUUGAUCAAAGCUGCGAAAAUAAGUGUUGAAUUACAAGUGGUGGAUGAAUACACAUUAAAUAUAGCGCAAAAUAAGCAAAUCUGAUUGUAGAAUUGCAACCAUUCAAUGCUAAACAAUUAGACAAUCUAAUCCUAUAUAAUAAAGUCUUCAUUAUUGAAAGUG
Molecule: messenger RNA, 2681 nt
Organism: Abrus precatorius (Indian licorice)
Lineage: Eukaryota; Viridiplantae; Streptophyta; Magnoliopsida; Fabales; Fabaceae
Product: probable acyl-activating enzyme 18, peroxisomal
Exons: 13
Coding region: 251-2449 (732 amino acids)
Source: RefSeq, a predicted model, not a curated record